Messenger RNA from Dentiscutata heterogama, 168 nucleotides. NCBI's taxonomy places the organism in Eukaryota, Fungi, Glomeromycota, Glomeromycetes, Diversisporales, Gigasporaceae. The record is from the annotation of a GenBank genome assembly.
GGGUUCGCUCAUCUUCACCAAAGUAAAAGCGAACAACUAAAAAACCUUCUCUUAUAUGAUAUUUCAGAGCGUCAAGCUCUGAAUAAUAUAAAAAAAAUUGUGGCCAAAAGUGGAUACCACAGUGAUGAGAUAUUGGAAACGGAUGAUGAACUUGCCGAUGAUGAAUGA